Porites evermanni is the source of this 4224-nucleotide messenger RNA. The record is from the annotation of a GenBank genome assembly. Lineage: Eukaryota; Metazoa; Cnidaria; Anthozoa; Scleractinia; Poritidae.
AUGCGCACCCAUCCCAAUUCAGGCCACGACAUAGAGACAGCCACACAAAUGAUGACGGCCAUUGAGUCAUCUGGGGGAAUUUCUGGUAUCCGGGUGACGGUGAGCGGGCCACAACCUGCUGCAAAGUCCACUUCAGUAAAUUGGGAGGGAGUUAGUUUCAUUAACAACAUUGGAUGCACCAAGGAAGGUUUGCGUGUUUGGAGAGCUUAUGGAAUUGGCUCUGGCAAAUUUGUACCCUGGAGCAACUUCCACCAACAAGUUGGGAGUCUUCCUCAGCUAAACAAACAGAAACAGAGUUCUAGUACUGAAGUAUCUUUCCAAACUGCCAAAGCCAAAAACCGGUUUUAGAAGAGGCCCCAAAGAACAGAAAUAACAGCGACGACGAUGAAAGCUGUAACGACGAAGGAAGCGAUCUGUUUUUCUACUCAUCGCUAGAAAAACAUCUGGACUGUGGUAAACACAAGUAUGCCGUGGAACAGGAAACACUGUACGACAAGGCAAUGACCAUGUACGCCACCAAACUGGAGCGUGGUCCUGGCGUCCUACCAGAAAUAGUUGAUGAUGGUGCAUCUAUUUCACUGGAGGGUGAUGCCGCCGUGAUACCGAUGGGAUGGGCUCUUAAGUCAGCAGGAGUACAAGGAAAGAAUCUCACGGUGGCGCAGAAAAACUAUCUGACUGAAGUCUUUUAAGUUGGAGAACGCACUGGGCAAAAAGCAGAUCCAACGAGCGUCUCAAAGGCAAUGCGAAGAGUAAAGCAUAGUGAUUGCUCUAAUAUCUUCUCCACUACAAAUAGCAGGAUUUUUUCUCGCUUGUCAGCAAAGAAAACGUAGUGUGGAACAAUCCAGUGAGGAGGAAGAACCUGAAAGGAAUGAGCUGAUAACAGAGAAGGCAAUCGAAGAAAUGUCCAACGAAGUAACGAAAGCAUUAGCCCUUCAGCAUCCUAUCAUGUACGAAACAUACAACAUCUGUGAGAUCGUAGGUCAGUCUAGCCUCCCCGCAGACGUCCUUUGGGGUUCGUUUGUCACGCAUUCAUUUCUCCCCCAUGGACGUCUGCUAAACACAGCCGACAUUUACGUUCCCAAUCACAGGCCGUUUACGGAUUUUUGUAAAACGUAACCCGAGCCUCUUCUUAAGACUCGCACGAUCAGUGAGGCUUUUGAUCGAGUGUGGGAGAAAUAUGUAAUUAAUACAGAGUUAAACAAGUAUCAGAGAGAAGCUAUCCUGCAAAUUUUAUAGCGAAGACCGAUGAGUUCAUAAAUUUGCCGACGGGAUUUAGCAAAUCCCUUAUCUAUCAAGCUUUGCUGCUUGUUUGCGACACAGUGCGUGGAACUACUGAACAUUAUUGUUGCCGUCGUUUCGCCCCUAGUAAAUCUUGAAAGAUCAGUCUACAAAGCUGGAAAAUAUUGGUAUACCUGCUGUAACGCUCAGUGAUAUUAGGGAAGAGAAUAUGAGGGUUGUCGAGAGAGGGACUUUCUCUGUUGUUUACGGAAGCCCAGAAGCUUGGUUGAAGAUCGAUCGGUGGAGGAAAUGUUAGCGAGUGACUUGUACAGUUAGUAUGUGGACCUUGGUCCUCGACUUUCCCGAGCAUGAUUGAAUAUUUCGUCGAGAAAUAAAAUACAAUGAACAAUGAAAGGUUUAAUGAUUUAUUGAUUAUAAGCAUUCUUUCUUUCUUUGAAGGAGCGAGAUUAAAGUUUGUUGACAAGUAGGUUAAUUUGUCGUUCUAGCUUGAAGAUCCUUGAAGUUUGGACUUCGGUGGCUCCGUGGUCAUGUUUACUUAGCUUGUGAAUAAAUAAAACGCAACAGGAAGACGUGCCUUUUUGCAGAACAAGUUUUCAGAUAAACCUUUUUCUGCCGUUGGAAGCACGUUGCUGUAGACUUCGAAUUUUUUGUUUUACCGACUCUUGAAAAAAUAUAACCAAAUUUCGCGUAGUGGUCCUCGGUCCGCGACCCAUGACCUUGGUGGAAUUACAUUUCGCAAAAAAGGAAACGGCCUUUCUUUUCGAAGAAUGCUUUGAAAAUCUUCCCAAUACAAGUUUACAAGUUCUCUUUUCUUAAUACUUCGAAUAUAUACAGAGUUAAUAGUAAUGAUUGUUUCGAUAGCGCUAAAAACCGCUCCGCCCUCGUGUUGGAGACUGUUGUCUGAAGUCUUUCAAAGAAAAGUAGAUUAUUUUAUACUUACAACAACUUCCGAAAAAACUAUACAGCUGACUGCAGCUUUAUUUCAUCAUUUGUGUGAUUUUUUCAAAACGUUUGAACGUCUCAGGUAGAAGAUAUCUGUGCAAAUAAAUAAUUCACUUGAAGAAUACAAAGACACAUCAACGUCCAGAGCACGUUUGUUGAGCCUUGCGAUCUCGACUGCCCUUUUUCUAAACGCACGAACUUCGUCCUUUCCUAAAUUACAGCUGCAAAGAAAACAAAAAAAUUCGCUUCUUAUAACUUUCUUCGGAGUCUCAUCCAUGCAUAGGCAUGGAAUAAAUAUUCCUCUUAAAAUGCGAGAAAUAAUUCGUAGGUGCCGUUUCACUUAUAUCACAGCGCGUGAUUGGCUGAUCGUGACACGAUAACUAACCGCUUAUUGGCUUAUUAAAACAAUCCAGAACGUAAAUGUCGGAUGUGGUUAGCAGACGUCCGUGGGGGAGAAAUGAAUGCGCGACAAACGAACCGCAAAGGACGUCUGCGGGGAGGUUAAGGUCAGUCUAGGCUGUCGAAGUUUUCGAUGCGAACACUGAAGAACAUCUGUGCAGCCUUAGAACUGGAUGUAGCAUCGAUGACUGGCAAGCGCAAGCAGCCGUAUAUGGAAAUUAUUGAAGGCGUUGUGGCCAGGUGUGGCUGUAAAACUAGUAAGGCUGACCAGAAUAUGUAGAGAUUAACCUACGAAAUAGUCAGUGAUGUCGAGAAUGUCUUACUUAGGGUAAACUGGAAUUGACGGCUCUACGCUACGUGUGUCGUCUAUAGUCUAUAGAACUUUUUAGAGACACUCUUUUAACAGUGACGACUGACGGGGGCUAUAAAGUGUCUCGCCAAAAUUAUCCUCGUAGCUUUUACGAUAGAAGCCAGGGAAAAGCCAGCAAAAGGAAACGUGUUAUAGGAAAUGUAACAAGUUGUUAUAAAUUAGUUAAGUCUGUGGAGAGAAAAGGAAUCACAGCCACACCCACAAACGGAGAAUCUUGACAACUUCAAGUAGAUUUAAGGAGGGAUGGUCUAAUGUAAAGUUUUUUCAAGCUAUCUCGUGACUAACAAUUUAAGGCCAAUCAUAAGGAAUCUUCCAAUUUCAUUGUUAAAAUUACUUUUAACUGCAUCAGUAGUCUACUAUGUUGAAACUUUACCGGAUUUUGGAUUUCCCUUGGAUUUCAGGCAUACUAAUUUGGAUUUCCUGCAUACUAAUUAAGUGCCUUCCUCCAUAUAUAAUGAAGUGGAUCGGUUUACUAAUGAGCGUCACUCUACUACAAUAGUAACAAUAGGCCGGCCCAAACUUUCCCGGUCUAUACCCACCCUGAUUGGCUCAUGUAGAAUCUAUUAUGUCUCAAAAUAAAAGCGGGCUCUCCGUUUGGCAUAUUACUCUUGCAAUCACUUUGCUAAGGAAAAAGUCUUACCAUCACCAAUAUUUUUUAAAACAUUACUCCAAACAUGCAAGUCAAAUCGAGCGCUACACCGUUUCUGACAGUAGAUGAAGUGGAAAAAGUCCAACGUCAACGGGUAGCUAGCCUUAUCGGCCAUGCGUUCCAACUGACUUAUGCGGCUACGGUUGACAAACUCAUUCAAGAAGAAAAGCUGAAUCGCUGCCACGGUUGUGCUAUUCAACACCCAAGUCAAAACCAACAUUCUUGUCUGAUGAUGGAUCAUGAUGACGCAUGGACGUAUUACCAUGAUGAAGUGGUGGAACAAAUUAACCUCAAUGUUAUCUUAAAAAGGGCUGAAAGUGUGUGCAGUGCUCUUGGUUUCAAACUUGGCAAAAGGUGGGAAGCGUACGUGACCGAAUUACCAAAGCUGCCUUGGACUAACAUGUACCUCACUUCCUUGGAACUCGAAGUUUAUGGUGAGUUAGAAGAUCGAAUUCUGCAUGGUAUUUACUACGGACCUUGUGGACUGAAGUGCAAAGGUCCCAGUACUGUGGAAAUUGACAGCCAAGUUGAGUUACAAUGCCCUGAGAGAGUUGUGAGGAAAGAUGAACAACCAAUGGACUUUGACUUGAUAAUUAAUGAUAUUCAAAAUAAGCUUUGUUUCUAG